CGUUAUCUGACCUUGAAACAAUUGUAAGCAUAAAGAUAAAGAUAAAUUGUCUAACCUUUGACAAAAAACCUACUUGACUUCGAUUACCACAGAAUAUUGUUUGUUAGUGGAUAUACCUAAUGUAGUCGAAAAUACAAGGUCUCAACGACGGACAAUAAUUUCCAAGAAUUAGUGUUUGUCAAAGAAACUGGCUUAAAUUGAAGGAUUGUUUACAUUCGAAUUUAUAAAACCUUUCCGAAACAUGGGUUUGUGAAGGUUUAAUCUUGUCAGCGCAUUCGAUUAGCUUGUUUAGCAAACAGUGUUAUUCAACUAGCUACAGUUUGUAUAUUUUGAUAUUUAUACCAUGUCUAUAUGAAUAUGUAUGCUUGACCCCAUGUUACAGAAUACGCACAUAUCCCUCAUUCUAGCUUAAACGUUAGUUGCUUAAAAACUGUUUGAUGAGUCAUUCGUCCUCCCGAUAUACAUAGGUGCAUUAAUCUUAUUAACUGACUCUAUUCUUCAUUCCAUUUUUUUUCGACUAAUAAUUCGCCUCUUUAUUUGCUCGCAUUAGCAUUUCUGCUGGGAUUCGCUUGGUGUGCUUGUGGCUUAGUGAUCUGUGCUAUUCAAUAAUAAACUGUAGCUGGUGCAUCAUGUUGCAUUCUGAGAUUCAUACACCGUUGGGAUUUAUUUAAUAACAGUUAUCGAGGCGAUUGAUUUACCAAGCGUAAGAAAUUGUCUAGGAGAUAAUCCACUACAAAUCAGCCUGAUAUUGAAAACGUCUAUUCCAAUGUCAGACACUCCUGGUGUUAUUCCUAACAUGCCUAUUGCUUCACAUCAGUCAUCUACUAGUGCAAAGUCUAAUACAACUAAACGAAAAGAGAUAUAUAGAUACAAUGCUCCUUGGUGUAUUUUCAGCAUGAACUGGUCUGUCAGACCAGAUAAACGCUUUCGUUUAGCUGUGGGUAGUUUCAUUGAGGAGUACAAUAAUAAAGUCCAAGUAAUAUAUCUAGACGAUGAACAAGGAGAGUUCGUUGUACAAAGUACGUUCGCACAUCACUACCCAACGUCAAAAAUCAUGUGGAUCCCUGACACAAAGUGUAUUUUCCCUGAUUUACUUGCCACAAGUGGUGAUUACCUUCGUGUUUGGAGAAUAAAUGAAGAUUCUGAAGUUAAAAAUGAAUGCUUAUUGAAUAAUAAUAAAAAUUCGGAUUAUUGCGCCCCACUUACUUCCUUUGAUUGGAAUGAAGUAGACCCGAAUAUCAUUGGAACGUCUAGCAUCGAUACUACAUGCACUAUCUGGGCCCUUGAAACGGAGCAGGUGAUCGGCCAUACAAAUGUCGUAAGUGGACGUGUAGAAUCUCAGUUGAUAGCCCAUGACAAAGAAGUAUAUGACAUAGCUUUCAGUCGUGCUGGAGGCGGAAGAGAUGUUUUCGCUAGUGUUGGUGCAGAUGGUUCUGUACGUAUGUUUGAUCUUCGGCAUUUGGAGCAUUCUAAUAUCGUGUAUGAAGAUUCAAAUCAUUCCCCACUUUUACGCUUAGCUUGGAAUAAGCAAGAUGCAAACUAUCUAGCGACAUUUGCAAUGGACUCCGUAGAAAUAAUUAUUUUGGAUUUACGUGUACCAUGCACUCCAGUAGCUCGUUUAAACAAUCACAGAGCAUUUGUAAAUGGAUUAGCAUGGGCACCACAUUCAAGUUGUCAUUUAUGUACAGCAUCUGAAGAUUGUCAAGCUCUUAUCUGGGAUAUUCAGUCUAUGCCAAGAGCAAUAGAAGAUCCUAUUCUAGCAUAUACAGCUGCCGGUGAAAUUAAUCAAAUUCAAUGGUCAUCAACACAACCAGAUUGGAUAGCCAUUUGUUAUAAUAAUUCGUUAGAAAUUUUACGAGUAUAAUAUUUACUGUUUAUUUCUUAUUUUAUCAACUGUUUUAAAGGUGUUCUAUAAUUAAGAUCAAAUAUUAUUUCUUCCUUUAUGCUUACUAAGUAUUGUACGUUAUUUUCAUGCGUUUAAUUAUUAUUCUUUUCCAAAUAUUCUGGAUAAUUUAACUGUGUACUAUUAUCGAGAUACAUGUAUUGGUUGAAGUCAAAGUUUUGACUACAUAUGAAUCAAUUUCAAAUGUUGUUUUGUACAUUCACUUGAAAACAUUUGUGUUUGUUUAAUCAAUUUAUAAAAUUCCUUAAGAAUUACCAUUAU
Messenger RNA from Schistosoma intercalatum, 2164 nucleotides. NCBI's taxonomy places the organism in Eukaryota, Metazoa, Platyhelminthes, Trematoda, Strigeidida, Schistosomatidae. The record is from the annotation of a GenBank genome assembly.